Paraphaeosphaeria sporulosa is the source of this 1827-nucleotide messenger RNA. RefSeq names its product glucose-methanol-choline oxidoreductase. The transcript has 3 exons. NCBI's taxonomy places the organism in Eukaryota, Fungi, Ascomycota, Dothideomycetes, Pleosporales, Didymosphaeriaceae. Gene Ontology annotation, molecular function: oxidoreductase activity, acting on CH-OH group of donors; flavin adenine dinucleotide binding. Bases 1 to 1827 code for a protein of 608 amino acids. The record is from RefSeq and is a predicted model, not a curated record. Gene Ontology annotation, biological process: secondary metabolite biosynthetic process.
AUGCGAGUAGCACUCUUAUCUGCAGCUUUGGCCGGCGCGGCUUUCGCUGCUCCUCAUUAUUCGUCUCUCAAAGCCCGACGACUGCUUGGAUCAUCCUUUGGUGUUCCGGGAGAUAACCGAACCUUCGACUAUGUAGUUGUCGGCGGUGGAACUGCUGGCUUGACAAUCGCGACGAGGCUGGUGGAAGCGAAAGCUGGAACGGUGGCCGUGAUUGAAGCCGGUUCGUUCUACGAGAUCUUCAAUUCCAAUAUUAGUCAAGUCCCCGCAACGGACGGUGCUUUUGCUGGGAAGGGAGAGAAGGACUGGCAGCCUCUGAUUGAUUGGGGGUAUAUGACUACUCCUCAAGUUGGCGCGCUCAAUGACUCUAUUCACUACACGCGAGGAAAGGCGCUUGGAGGUAGUUCGGCCAGGAAUUAUAUGCUCUAUCAACGGGGCACCGAAUCAUCGUACGAUAUGUGGGCCGAACAGGUCGGAGAUGACACUUUCAAGUGGGAAAGCUUCAAGCCGUACUUUGAGAAGAGCAUCACCUAUUCGCCUCCCAGGGAAGAUUUGCGAUUUACCAACGCGACGCCUUCCAUCGAUGACUGUACUCUCGGUCGCGAAGGGCCCCUUUCCGUUAUCCACGCUCACUACGCCCAAGCCUUCGCCACAUGGGCCACCAAGGGUUUUACUGAAAUGGGCAUUGAUAUCAUUCCAGGGUUUCUUAACGGUUCACUGUUGGGCCAAUCGUACGCCACAUUUACCAUCAACGCGAACACCAGCCUCCGUGACUCGUCGGAAACAGCUUUUCUUCAACGGUCGCUCAACAAUCCCAACUAUACAGUAUACACACGUGCAAUGGCCAAGCGACUCUUAUUCAACAGCGACCCGACCCCGAAAGUAACUGGAGUGCUUGUUGACACCGAGGGCUUCGAAUACAUUCUUUCGGCACGGAAGGAAGUCAUAUUGACAGCCGGUGUCUUUGGUUCGCCUCAGCUGCUCCAGGUAUCGGGAAUCGGUCCAGCGGAGGUGCUCGAACCAGCAGGUGUGCCCAUUUUGGUCGAUCUACCAGGCGUUGGCCGCGGUAUGCAGGAUCACAUCUAUUUCGGUGUCUCUCACCGUGUCAACGCGCCCACACUUUCAGCUCUGCAAUUUCCAGACUUUGCAGCAAAACAAGCGGUAGAGUUCAAUACCCGUGCCGCCGGUAUGUACUCGAAUCCCACGUCUGACGCGGUCGCUUGGGAAAAGGUUCCUGCGCACCUUCGCUCGAGCAUGUCCAAUUCCACCUUGUCUAUCCUGAGCCAGUAUCCUGAGGACUGGCCCGAGAUUGAGUAUAUUUCAAUGGGCGCAUUUGUUGGGUUCCAGGAAGACUCGCGCCGCGGCGACCCAGGCGACGGAUUCAACUACGCCACUCUCGUGCUCGCACUAUGCACACCUAGGUCUCGUGGCACAGUCACCAUCACAUCACCAGACACCUACACUGCACCUGAAAUCAACCCAAAUUUUCUGGUCGAACAAGCAGAUGUCGAUGUCUCAGUUGCAGCGUUCAAGCGAGCCCGCGAGUUCUGGGCUACGGACGCUCUGGCCGACUUCAAGCUCGGUGACGAAUCCUUCCCUGGUAUCCAAGUAGAAUCGGAUGCGCAGAUCCUGGAAACGCUACAGCGAAGCUAUAACACUAUCUACCAUGGCGCCUGUACCUGUGCCAUGGGCCGUAGUAACGACAGCAUGGCCGUUGUGGAUACGGAGGCGAGAGUGUUUGGUGUGCACGGGCUGAGGGUGGUGGAUGCUUCGUCGUUUCCGCUCUUGCCGCCUGGACAUCCCCAGGCCACCGUUUUGUGCAAUGGGUAG